Aspergillus niger is the source of this 915-nucleotide messenger RNA. RefSeq lists its product as uncharacterized. The transcript is spliced from 2 exons. The record is from RefSeq and is a predicted model, not a curated record. The coding region runs from base 1 to 915 and encodes 304 amino acids. Lineage: Eukaryota; Fungi; Ascomycota; Eurotiomycetes; Eurotiales; Aspergillaceae.
AUGUCCACCACCAGCACUUAUUCCCCGUUUCGCAUCUCUCCCCGCGAUCGCGCCAAUUUGGAUCGCAAUGAGGCUUUCAGGCUUGUGAGGGAGCAUCUGAGGCGCCAGGAACUGGGCAUGAAAGCUCCUAGCUUUUGUGCCGAGCAUCGCCAUGAUACCCCCAGUCAAGAACAAGAAACCUUCCGGCUCCAUCGCGAUAUCAUCCACACCAUCCUUCUCCCUCUCUUUCUGCUCCACCACCAAGCCUCGCGUAUCGCAACCAAUGUGCUGCCACGCUACAAAGGCGCAGAAUGCGAACGGGCGUUCCGUGGUGAGGCGCGUGGUGCUUAUGCUUGGCUGCAUUCCAUUUUGAGCGAAGAGCAUGAUUGGUAUUUGACCGAACGCUGUCCCGCCUGUAUCGUUCUGCACGUUAUGAACUCGGAGCCGACCAUUCGAUUUGUCGCCGUGGCGUGUCUCCUGUCAGACCACUUGCAGGGUCUGGACCUCCCGAGCGCCAAGAGACGGCUGCCUAACUUCGACUUCUGGUACGAAUCACUCGAGAAUGCCGUUCGCCAGGAUACGUUUUGGGGCGAUGGCUUCUGGCCGGACAUUGAAUAUCGCGCCUGUGCCUUGACCGAUGGCGUGAAGCAGCUGGUGCUGCAGUGCUUGGAGCUGCAGGCUGCUCUGGACCGACAUGACCUGCAGCCUGAGUCGUCGUACCGACCGACUCAGCGCUCUCGGAAUGACUCGUCACGGCCGUCCGUUACGGUGAAGCAGUCCAGCUGCACGCAGCUCCCUGUCAUCGACGAAGAAGACCAGAAGCUCUUUGCCAAGGCCGGCGCCAAUCGCGGCAUGCAUCCCUGCCGCAAUGAGCGGCCGCAGAGAUUUCACGCUCGCCGCCAUGGUGACCCUCGCAGAAGAUCGGUGACAUCUUGA